This is a messenger RNA of Dermatophagoides pteronyssinus (European house dust mite), 1571 nucleotides long. Its product is annotated as major facilitator superfamily domain-containing protein 6-A-like. Lineage: Eukaryota; Metazoa; Arthropoda; Arachnida; Sarcoptiformes; Pyroglyphidae. The record is from RefSeq and is a predicted model, not a curated record. Gene Ontology annotation, cellular component: membrane.
AUAAUUUUGAUGUUUUAUGAUGUUUAAUUUAAUGAUUUUUUUAUGAUUAACAUUUGAUUAAAGAAAAAUCAAAUCAUCCACCAUUUGAAUCAUCCACACCAUUUAUGGAUGUGGAUCAUAUUUUUUUUUCGCUUGUUUGUGAAACUUAAAAUUCCUUUUCAAAAAAUGCAAUCAAAUUGGCCAUUGAAAGCACAUUAUCUUUUUUGGUUUGGUUCGUUAAGCGGUAUUCUACCAUUUGUAUCAAUAUUUGCACGUGAACAUUUACAGAUAUCCGCUGAAUCUGUUGGUAUUUUAUUCUUUAUUUUACCAUUUAUUGUUUCAAUUAUAAAACCAUUAAUAUGUUCAAUCGGUGAUCGUUAUAAUUGUCAUUCAAUUAUAUUGAUUAUUUCACAAAUAUCAACUAUUUUCGGUUAUGGUUUAUUAUUGAUAAUACCAUGGUUAUUACAAUGGAUAACAACGGAAAUUCUUUGGUGGUUUUUCUGUCUGCUAACAUUGAUUGCAAAUACAGCAAUGGGUGCCGGUAUUUCAUUAACCGAUUAUUUAGUUAUUAAUGAAGUUGAACAAUUAAAACGUUUUAAACAAAAUAUCAGUUAUGGUAGUUAUCGUAUUUGGGGAACAGUUGGUUAUGGAAUUUUUGGAAUAUUAUCCGGUGUUAUAAAUGAUCAUCCAGGUCAUCUGCCAUAUCUUAUACCUGGUUUGAUUAUGUUUGUUGCCAUUGAAUCAUUGGAUCUAUUUACUAUAUGGCAGUUUUAUCAUCGACGUACCGUAUUGAAACCAGAUCUGAAUCCAGAAUCCGGAACAAUAACAACAACAACAACCGUUGCAAAUUCGAAUGAAGAAAAAUCAACCGGAAUUAUUUGGUCUGUUUUGGAAAUUUUCAAUCAAAUCAUUCGAUUAUUUCGUCAAUAUCCAACUUUGAUACAACAUUCUUUGAAUAUUUUUAUAUUCGGCAUACUAACUGCAUUUCAUUGGUCAUUCUUUUUCUGGUACCUGGAAGAUUUACGUGGUAAAGAUGCAUUACUUAUGGGUCUUUGUUUAUUAGUUGAAAGUUUUUUAGGUGAAAUACCAAUAUUUUAUUUUGCACAUUAUAUUAUUGAAUAUUUUGGUUCAAUUUGGUCAUUAUGUUUAGCAUUGGCUGCAUUUACAUUACGUUACAUUGCUUAUGGUUAUUGGUUAGAACAAAAUAAUGGUCUUUAUUGGGAUAUAUUAUUGGUUGAAAUUUUACAAGGUCUAACAUUUUCAUUAUUUUAUUCAGUUAUGACAUAUGUUGCUAAUUAUUAUGCUGAUAAAUGUGAUAAAUUUAAUAAUCAAAAUGACCAAAAACAACAACAACAACAACGACAAAUGAUAAAACCAAGUGCAACAAUGCAAGCAUUAAUGUCAGCUUGUUAUGAAGGUAUUGGUCUUGGUGUUGGUUCAUUAUUUGGUGGUUAUAUAACACAGAAUUAUGGUAUACGAACAAUAUGGCGUAUUGGUGCAUUUAUCAGUAUCGGUUUGAUUGGUUUGAAUAUUUUGAUUGAAUUGAUUAAAAUGAAUAGGAAAAAGAAAUGAUGAUUUUUUUGGAAUUAAAA